Malassezia restricta is the source of this 1080-nucleotide messenger RNA. Its product is annotated as solute carrier family 39 (zinc transporter), member 1/2/3. Gene Ontology annotation, biological process: zinc ion transmembrane transport. The transcript has a single exon. NCBI's taxonomy places the organism in Eukaryota, Fungi, Basidiomycota, Malasseziomycetes, Malasseziales, Malasseziaceae. The record is from RefSeq and is a predicted model, not a curated record. Gene Ontology annotation, molecular function: zinc ion transmembrane transporter activity. Bases 1 to 1080 code for a protein of 359 amino acids. Gene Ontology annotation, cellular component: plasma membrane.
AUGGGAGAAUGCAAGGGUGAGAGGACUGAUAUUUCGAAUGACCACAUGGGCACCAGAAUUGGCGCCCUAUUCGUCAUUCUUGUCACCUCGGCGAUUUUCACCAUCUUCCCGAUCCUCACGCGCCGGAUUCCCAAUCUCCGCAUCCCGGGCGUGAUUUACGACUUUGCCAAGUACUUUGGUAGCGGUGUCAUUAUUGCCACGGCUUUUGUCCACUUGUUGGAACCUGCUACGGAUGAGCUUGGGCAGGAGUGUUUGACGGAGAGUUUCCAGAAUUACCCGAUGGCGUACGCCUUUGCGCUCAUUUCGAUGAUGCUCAUGUUCAUCGGUGAGUUCUUUGCAUACCGAUACGGUUCGCACAUUCUCGAAAGUCGUGGUAUGGGCGACUUUGCGCAUAAUCACCAUCAACAUGGUAUGGUGGCGAACGCUGUGCACACGUCGGAACAGCUACCGCAGAAUGAGGUCGAGCACAAUCUGGUGAAUCCCAAUGAGGUCGAGCACAAUCUGGCGAAUCCCAAGGAGGCUGACCUCGAGAGCGACAGCUUUGGUGGAGAAAUGGUGCUGCAGAAGAACACGUCGGGCACCGCCGAAGUGAUUGGUGUGUUUGUACUGGAAUUGGGUGUCGUGUUCCACUCGGUUAUUAUUGGUCUGACGCUCGCUACGACGGAGUGGGAAGGUGAUGACGAUAAGUUCUACGUGCUGUUCCCUGUGAUUGUGUUCCAUCAGCUGUUUGAAGGUCUUGGUUUGGGCUCUCGUCUGGCCUAUAUGCCCGAGUUCUUUAGCAUGUGGUUCUUGUGUCUGCUUGCCUUGCUCUAUGCGCUGUGCACGCCGGUCGGCAUGGCCAUUGGUUUGGGCAUCCGCAACACCUUUUCGGCAGAUACGCCCACAUACUAUUACACCACGGGUGUGUUUGACUCGGUGUCGGCGGGUAUCCUGAUUUACACCGGUCUCGUGGAGCUGAUGGCCCACGACUUUAUCUUUAAUAAGGAGAUGCACGCGGCUCCCACCUGGAAAGUCCUGCUCAACAUUUUCGAACUGUGUGCCGGUGUGGGCGUGAUGGCCCUCCUCGGUCGCUGGGCAUAA